AUGUCAGAAAUCACAAACGAGGGGUUUAGUCCCCCCGACCAACCACCACUCCCCUCCCCUCCUCUCCCCACUCUCCUUCCCUCCCUCCCCCCUUCACCCCCCCCACCCCUCCACACCCUUCCUCCUCCCCUCCAUCCCCUCUUCCAGGCGAUCUCCGUGCUCUCUUCCGUGCGACAGGCGCUCUCCCGUGCGACAGGUGUCGUGCUGGUACUUGUGGGAGCGCGGUCAGCAGCGACGUACUGGCAGGACGCGUGGCUGUGGGAGGCCGCAAGCGGCGUCACUCUCGCCGUGCGCUCCCAGGCGUGGCUCCACCUGCUGGGGGCUGAUCUGGGGUUCUUUGAAGGGCGAGGGGGAGGGAAGGCCGCAGGGCGGGGCAGUGGGCGCGGAGGAGGGGGAACAGGGCCGGCGGCUGUAGCGACGGGGGACCUGGUGUAUAGAUUGACAGCAGAGGCGAGGGAGGUGGGCGAGGUGGGAGAGGGGGGAGAAGGGGGGAAAGCAACUGUAGCAGCAGAGCCGGCGGCUGUAGCGACGGGGGACCUGGUGUAUAGAUUGACGGCGGAGGCGAGGGAGGUGGGCGAGGUGGUCUUUGCUGUUCUCAAGGCGGCGGUGCCAGCUGUCUGCCAGGUGGCAGUCAUGCUGACGCGGAUGGUCCAGCUCAGCCCGGUGAUGACGCUGGCCACUCUGUGGUCCCACUCAUGUCAGUCAUCAUCGCCUCGCUCGGGGAGAGGGUUCGCCGCCUUUUCUCUCGUGGUCCCACUCAUGUCAGUCAUCAUCGCCGCGCUCGGAGAGAGGGUUCGCCGCGUGUCCUCAAAAGCGCAGGCCUCCAUCGCAGCCCUCUCAGCGCGAAUCACCGAGGUCCUCCUGGCCAUGCUGCUAGUCAAGGCACACGCAGCCGAGCCGUACGAGGCGCUCCUGUUCCGCCACCUGGCGGAAGCUGAUAGGUCCGCGCGGCUGCAGAAAAAAAGGUUGAAAGCGCUGUUUCCCGAGGCGAUCACGGCGGCGUAUGCGGCGGCGGUGGUGGUGCUGUUUGGAGUGGCCACGUGGGCCGUGGGACAGGGCGGGCUCACGGGUGCCGGGAUCGUCUCUUUCUUCACGUCCCUUGUGUUACUGAUCGAGCCCAUUCAGGCAGCAGGGACAGCAUUCAACGAGCUGAAGCAGGGCCAGCCAGCCAUUGAACGUGUGCUCGCCCUCACACGCUUGAACCCACCGCACUCCACCGCUUCCCACUCCUCCUCAUCCUCCUCCUCCUCCUCCCACCUUCAAAGAGAGGAGGAGGAGGACAUUGGGAGACUGAUGGGAGAAAUUGAGUUUCAAGGGGUGUGCUUUGGCUAUGGCUUACCGACAGGAACGGGCGUUUCGAAGGAAAAGAAGCCUCAAUCAGUGGCACCAGUAGCAGGAGAAGCCACAUCGCCAGCAGCAGCAGCAGCAGCAGCAGCAGUGCCAGGAACCGCAGAAGCCCCAGGAGCAGCAGCAGCAGUGGCAGCGGUGACGUCACCAGCAGCAGCAACAGCAGCAGCAGCAUCAGCGGCAGUACAAGCAGCAGAAGCAGGCUCAGGUUCCCACGUGUUGUCAGAUGUGUCGUUCCGGGUGAGGCGAGGCGAGACAGUGGCAGUGGUCUCACCAACCGCACCACGCGCAGCAACUGCACCAGCUGCGGCAGUACAAGCAGCGGGAGCAGGCUCAGGUUCCCACGUGUUGUCAGAUGUGUCGUUCCGGGUGAGGCGAGGCGAGACGGUGGCUGUGGUGGGGCCAUCGGGGGGAGGGAAAAGCUCCCUGCUCAAGCUGCUGCUCAAGCUCUACCGCCCCUCUGCAGGCCGAAUUCUGCUGGACGGCCAGGAUCUCGCGACAUGCUCUGCAUCCAGCGUGCGUCGUCAGAUCGGCUUCGUGCCACAGGAAACGGUUCUUUUUUCGGGCACAGUAGCUCAAAACAUUGCCUAUGGCCAUCUGGAAUACCUCUCCUUGGAAUCUUCCAACCUGCCCGGAAAGCCAACAGAGCUGGCCAUGGUGGAGCGAGCUGCCCGCCUUGCCAAUGCACACGAGUUUAUUUCUGCCCUGCCCGAAGGCUACUUCACCCAGCUAGGCCCUAGAGGGGCGUCUCUCAGUGGCGGGCAGAGGCAGAGGCUGGCCGUCGCCCGAGCCAUCUUCAACGACCCUGCCAUCCUGGUGCUGGAUGAAGCCACGUCAGCACUGGACAGCCAAUCAGAGGCUCUCGUCCGCGACGCUCUGCGCCGCCUCAUGGUUGGGCGAACGGUGCGUGUGUGGUGUGUGUGA
Messenger RNA from Closterium sp. Naga37s-1, 2271 nucleotides. Lineage: Eukaryota; Viridiplantae; Streptophyta; Zygnematophyceae; Desmidiales; Closteriaceae. The record is from the annotation of a GenBank genome assembly.